Molecule: messenger RNA, 3277 nt
Organism: Habropoda laboriosa
Lineage: Eukaryota; Metazoa; Arthropoda; Insecta; Hymenoptera; Apidae
Gene: S1P
Product: membrane-bound transcription factor site-1 protease
Exons: 11
Biological process (GO): proteolysis
Cellular component (GO): Golgi apparatus
Molecular function (GO): serine-type endopeptidase activity
Source: RefSeq, a predicted model, not a curated record
AUGAAGCCACACACAUGCUGGCUAUAUGUCUCUUUAUUAUUACUACUUGGUAUUACAAUUGAAUUGCCUAAGAAUCAAGUGAAUUGUUUAUUAGAAAGCAAUAAUUCCAUAAAUUCUGAACUUAAUAAUAUAGCCAAAUUACCAUGUCAUGGCAAUAGUCCAGAACAAGUAAAAGUCCACUUUGCUAGCAGAAUUGUUGAAAAUGAAUAUAUUGUUGCAUUUAAAGGUUAUUAUAAACCACAUACACGUGAAAAUUAUAUAAAGGCUGCAUUGAAUUCAUCUGGUAUUCAUAAUUGGAGGAUUUUAUUUCGUGACAAUUUGGCUAGCAUUUAUCCUAGUGACUUUGAUGUUGUUCGUUUGGAAGAAACAGAUAAACAUAAUGGCCUUGAUGCUUUAACUGACCAUCCUCUUAUUAGGAGGGUCACUCCUCAGAGGCUUGUACAAAGAAGUUUAAAAUUUGUCAAUGCAUCAGAAGAUAUUGAUUUUCCAGAAUAUAAAAACUUUAAAAGAAAAACAAUAUUUGAUACAGGACUAGCAGCUAGUCAUCCACAUUUUAAAAAAAUCAAAGAACGUUCAAAUUGGACUAAUGAAAAGACAUUAGAAGAUGGAUUAGGUCAUGGAACAUUUGUAGCUGGAGUAAUUGCAUCUUCUUGUAUAGAUUGUCUUGGUUUUGCACCAGAUGCUGAACUUCAUAUUUUUCGCGUUUUUACCAAUACUCAGGUAUCAUAUACAUCAUGGUUCUUGGAUGCAUUCAAUUAUGCUAUUCUUACAAAAGUUACAGUAUUGAAUCUUAGUAUUGGAGGACCAGACUUUAUGGAUCACCCAUUUGUUGAUAAAGUAUGGGAAUUAACAGCAAAUGGUGUAAUUAUGGUUUCUGCAAUUGGUAAUGAUGGACCUUUAUAUGGCACUUUAAAUAAUCCUGCGGAUCAGAUGGAUGUCAUUGGAGUAGGUGGAAUUAAUUGGGAGGAUCAAAUAGCAAGAUUUUCAUCACGUGGCAUGACAACAUGGGAACUACCAUCUGGAUAUGGAAGAGUAAAACCCGAUUUAGUUACAUAUGGAUCAGGAGUACGAGGUUCUGCAUUACAAGCAGGUUGCAGAACUUUAUCUGGAACUUCUGUUGCUAGUCCUGUUGUUGCUGGAGCUGUAGCACUCUUAGCUAGUGGAUUUGUGCAACUAGACGGAUCUCAGUCUGUUAAACAAAAGGUAACUCCUGCAAGUAUGAAACAAGCAUUACUUGGUUCUGCACGUCGUUUACCUGGAGUUGGAAUGUUUGAACAAGGUGCUGGAAAAUUAGAUCUUUUACGGUGUAAUUUUAUUAUUAUAUUAUCUAUAAGAAUAUAUAAAUUAUGAUAAACUAUCAGUUACAUAGACCUAACUGAAUGUCAGUAUAUGUGGCCGUACUGUACACAAGCUGUAUAUCAUACUGGUAUGCCUACAAUUGUAAAUAUAACUAUAAUAAAUGGCUUGGGAGUAUCUGGACAUGUAGCAGAACUUGUAUGGCAUCCAUAUACCGGUAAUGGUAACGGUGAACGAAUCGAUGUGUCAGUAACUUAUAGUGAUGUUCUUUGGCCGUGGUCAGGAUGGUUAGCAGUUGCUAUAACAGUUCCAUCAUCUGCUCGAGAUUGGCAAGGCAUAGCACAUGGUCAUAUAUCUGUUACAAUUGAAUCACCACCGAGUGAUGGAGAAGAAAAAUUAAGACAAUCUAAAAUAGAACUUCCUUUAAAAGCAAAAGUUAUCCCUACACCUCCACGUCAUAAACGUAUUCUAUGGGAUCAAUAUCAUAAUUUACGUUAUCCUCCGGGAUAUUUUCCACGUGACGAUUUGCGUGCAAAAAAUGAUCCUCUUGAUUGGAACGGUGAUCAUAUACAUACUAAUUUUAAAGACAUGUAUCAACAUUUACGUAAUGCUGGUUACUAUUUAGAAGUACUUGGUGCUCCUUUCACUUGCUUUAAUGCCAAAAACUACGGUACUUUACUUAUUGUGGAUAGUGAAGAAGAAUUUUUUCCUGAAGAGGUGGCUAAAUUAAGGAGAGAUGUAGAAGAAGAAGGUCUCUCUGUAGUUGUAUUUGCAGAUUGGUACAAUGUUACUGUUAUGAGGAAAGUAAAAUUUUAUGAUGAAAAUACACGACAGUGGUGGAUACCAGAUACAGGAGGUGCAAAUGUACCAGCUUUAAACGAUUUAUUAUAUCCUAAUUGGGGUAUAGCAUUUGGAGACCAAGUACGCAAUGGUCAAUUUACUCUUGGUCAACAUCCACCUGUAACCUUUGCUUCUGGUACUACAAUUACUCGGUUUCCAAAGGAUGGGGUUAUUCUAUAUGCGGAAUUACACGAUCAAGGACAAGAACUUUUACUUGAAUCAGAAUCAAGAUCUACACUAGCCGUACCGAUUCUUGGACUUUUCCAAACGAGUGGUAAUAAAGGAAUUAACGAAAUGUAUAACGAUAACUACAUUAACAACAUGAUAGUGGAAAAAGAGAACAUAGAAAAAAAUAAUGUAAAAGAUCAAGCAAAUAUCGUAUCAGGAAGAAUUGUAGUGUAUGGGGACUCAAAUUGUAUCGAUGAUAGCCAUUUACAAAAACCUUGUUUUUGGAUGCUUGAUGCUAUAUUAGAAUAUACAACAACAGGACAUAUUGCAACUGUUUUUAAAGACGAAAGUCAAACUAAGACAAAAGUUCUUAAAAAGUCGAGUGUUUUAGACACUAAUGAAUUACCACAACGUAUGGAAGGAAGUCACUUAAGACGUCAUAGUAAAGUAUUACUGCCUGAAAAUACUAAUGCUGAUCAUAUUAGACCACUUCCAUCUUGUCCUACAAUUACUCCUGCUACUCCAAAACCUUUGAAUGAAUCGGUCCCUAUAAAUCUUUAUAAACCUCAAAAAUUGCUGUCUGUUGGAGACACAAUAGUUGCAGUAAAUCCAGUUUUACAAGAUUCAAGUCCAUUAUGGCUUAGAAGACGCGUUGGAGGUGCAAAUAUUCCUACAUUACACCACGAAAAGCAAAAUAAUGUUGAUGAAUUAAAACAGAAUGAUCAAGAUAGUAGUGAAAUAUUUACAAGUAAGUGGAGUUAUAUGGCAGGAAUAAUAAUUGUAGGAAGUAUUUUUCUCUAUUUAUUAAAUCGAUGGAAUUGCUUAAUAACAAAAAGGCAUUCUCGAAGAAAACGAACAGUUGGUAGAUUACGCAGAGUUAUUCAAACAAUUUCUCUACGCAAAGUGCCUCAAAUGUGACUGUAAAUUUGAUAAACCUUCAAUUUAUGCAAGAUAAUAUUCAAUUAUCUGUGGU